CACCAGUAAAGAGCAGAUCUAGAAAUCGUCAGACCCAUCCUCUCAAACCAUUUGUUUUCCUGCUUACAAGCUCCCACUAUCGCCAGCGUUGUGGUAGCACCUCCAAGACCAUAUUUGAGACUCAUCUUGCCGAUUCGAUUGAGCGUAAAAACCUGACGAGUUUGCGAUGUCGUGGUGAAAGCUAUCGGGUUGCCUUCAGGUAGUUGUGACGAGAGUCGUAAUUGGCGGCUCUUAUAAGGUUUCGCUUACUAAGCUGCCUCCCAAGCCUACGAGUACGACGGGACGGGACGACUCAAACUCACCGGCAAUCUUUCCGCUCAAGUUUCUUGAAAUAUGGGAGCUGGAAGAAGCUGAAAUAACCCAGUCUCUCGGAAGACUUGAAAUGAAUUAUUUCGAGCCAUCCUUGAAUAGCUGGAGGUGCAAAGUAGAGGUACUACUCAUAGACCUAUCACCUGCUGAUCCCUGCAUCACACGUGACCCGGCUGCGCCUAUCAGAUCAAUCACCUUUGUCGACUUCAACCUAAACCUCUACAACCACAACGCCAGUUCAUAUACACAACAUGGCGCAAAACAACCAAGCCUUCUAUGAACUCUACCGCCGUAGCAGGUACUGUGGUCUUUGCUCCAAGGCAUUUGCUACUUUCAACUGACAGUAUGGUAUAGCAUCGGUAUGGCGCUCACGGAUACCCUCGACGACCUGAUCAGCGAUCGUCGAAUUGAACCACAACUUGCGAUGAAGAUUCUAGCCAACUUCGACCGCAGUAUCACAGAGGCGCUCGCUGAAAAGGUUAAGGCAAGGCUGUCAUUUAAGGUAAUAACCCUCUACGUGAGUGGGUAAAGGUGGUUCUGCUGAGGCUAAUUCGCCUUCAAGGGACAUCUCGAUACCUACCGUUUCUGCGACGAAGUAUGGACCUUUCUGAUCAAGGAUGUUACAUUCAAAAUGGACAACCAGGCGCAGCCAGUCAUUGCAGAGAAGAUUAGGAUCGUGAGCUGCAAUAGCAAGCGACCGGGGGAUCCAGCGGCAGGGUCGUGAUGGACGCAUGCUUACGAUUACCUCAAUUAUGUGUAAUUUUUUUGCGCUGCCAUCAAUAUGCCAGCUGCUUUCCCCGAUAGUUUUGCAAUGCUUCAGGGGCUUUUCUUUUUCCGAACACGGCUCAUACCAGAAUGAUACCAAGGGCAGGCUUCUCAUUCCACCAUGACGAGUGGGAGGGAUCCAGGUGUUUGAGGCGUAUAAGGGAUAUGGGGUCUACUUUUCAGACACGGUCUGAUUUCAUGGAGGAUAGUUCAUGGAGAUGGUCACUAAGGAUAUGGAACUCAUCUUUAAAUCUACAGCACACUUGCCUAACCAUGUUGUUGUCAUUUCCUCCGUGAGAAACGCUAAUACAGGUCCAACAGCAGCCAGAUUCCAGGUAAGCUUGGUACGGUGGAUUACUUUGGAUGCUUCAACUUCUCAGCACAAUUGAAACCAGUUCUAAAUGCUUUGGAUUAAUGAUCGAAAUCGUUCUAACCUUCGAGGGUAAUUGAACCUUUUUGUUGUCGAGAGCUGGACCAACCUUUAAAAAAACUCCCAGGGUAAAAUUAAUUACCAAUUAUCUGAGAAAGUUGAAACAACACACUAGUAUACCCAAUACUACCGCGAGCCCCCUUCAGCCAGGACAGCUGCUUCAAGACACUAGCAGUUCGGUGAUCCGUAGUCGUAGAAACUCAGCUUUUGUUGUUGUACAUACCUAUGUUUUCGAAAACUUAUGAAUCUAGUAAAUAUGGGUUUUUCUGUGUUAUAUGAUGUCAUCUUAUACUUGGUACUUGUAUCCUUUCCGAUCGUAUAUAAAGCUGACAUACCGUGGUAAGACGGACUCAGCCCAAGUACAAGUGCUUAGGAGGGAUGAAAAGCUCCCGCAUUGCUUUGUCUUGGCAGCUCGUUAAACGCUACUGUAACAACCGGUAGGAUUCCCGACCUUUUUUGAAUCGUGUAUUUGUACUGUAAAUACGCUGAAAUCGCUUGGCAAUCGUCCUUUCCGUUUCAGGCCACUUGAAAGAAACAAGUCGCCUCUCCCGCUGCAGCUAUCCAGCGGUCAGCCACAUCUACAGACGGCCCUCCUCUUCCUCUCUUCGCCAUGCAGCCUCUCGCGGCCAAGAAUAGCAGCCUGGAUCAGGGAAGUAGCACCGCCAUGGAAAAUCCAGCCAACGAGUUCACUCCCCUGCUUGGCAGCAAGACAGCUGCCUCCCACUCUUUAUCUCAGCGACAUGGCGGAGCUGAGACGACUCCACAACGACCGCAUCUCGAGGCAUCACCGGAUUUGGAAGUGAAAGACGCAAUGGAGUUCAAGGAUUUGAGUCGGAAAAGCCAGUGGAUUGCGCUGGCGGUGAUGAGUGGUGCUUGUGCUGCUUUCAACGGCGUGUUUGCAAAAUUGUAGGUCACGCUUUUUCUCCUUCUACUCCCUCGAAACCCCCGGGAUCUCCUUUUUAUGAAGUCAUCAAUUGAGACAAUAGUUUGCAUUGCUGGAGUUUGUUCUGAACAAAGCCCGUUUCCUUUGACUUGUACUUGAGAUGAAUAGCCGAAUUAAUCUUCAACAUCCGGCGCAUCCGUACAAACACUGUCUCGUGAUUACAGUUACUAACAUCAAGUUAUAGAACGACCACCGAACUCACAACAACCUUUGCAACAUGGAUAGCAAGUCUCUUUGGGCUCGGAAAGGGGGAGAAAGUAGUUGAGUACAUUGUCAGAGCAGUAUGUACCUCUGUCCUACUUACAUCGAUCCCCGAACCCCGGUCACCUGUUAUUCCACUAAAAUAACUCCAUACAUCCGACAUGCUUCUCAGAGUUCACAAACUAACAACACCACAGAUCUUCUUCUCCUUAAAUCUCAUCUUCAACGGAAUCAUGUGGACCCUCUUCACCAAAGCACUCGCCAGAGGCACCAGCACAACCCAAGUCUCCAUCCUCAACACAUCAUCAAACUUCAUGAUCACAGCUAUCCUCGGCUUCCUCAUCUUCUCUGAAUCUCUCCCUCCACUCUGGUUCCUAGGCGCCGCCCUUCUAGUAGCCGGCAACGUGAUCAUCGGACGUAGAGAAGAGAAAGAUACGCUCAAACGCGACGCAGAUGAAGAGUCCGGCCACGGAGAGGAUGAAGGUCUUUUAGUUGAGGGAGAGGAGGUGGAGUAUGAAUUAGAAGAUGAAUCCGAGGCGUUGGAAAGGAAGCGGAAGGAGAGGGAAGAGGAGGAUGUUUUGCAGGUUGAUUUGAGGGGGGACGUGGCGGGGGAUUUGGUCGAUGUUAGACAUCGAUGA
This is a messenger RNA of Hymenoscyphus albidus, 3286 nucleotides long. The record is from the annotation of a GenBank genome assembly. NCBI's taxonomy places the organism in Eukaryota, Fungi, Ascomycota, Leotiomycetes, Helotiales, Helotiaceae.